AUUUGCCGCUCAAUGUCUCUCUGUAAUUGGAGCAACAUCACUUUAAAGGUUCAGAGAGUACAGCAUUUCUGGUGAAAAAUCCCCACAACACGCGGUGAAUGUUUUAAAGGGAAAUCUAUUAGUGAUUUGCAGAGGGGCGGGAGCCGGCGGCGGGGAGGCGCGGGCUGGGCCAGCCGGGACUGGAGUGGGGGGCUCGCCGCGGGCCCCUACCCGCUGCCCCCCGCGCCCGCGCCCGCCUAGCGCCGGCCGCGCCCCCUCCCUCCCCGUUGCUCCCCCCUCCGUCUUGUUGUGACAGUUCCUGAUACUGUUUAUUGAGGUGCAUGUCAGGUAUAAUUAGCAAUCGAUAUGGAAAACGUUUCCUUGCACCCAGCACGCCUCUGACGUCAGAGCCGAUUAGCGCUUCUUAUUGGUCCCAAAUUCCCCGGGCCGCGGCUAAUUAUCGGGAGCUUGAUGUUGAUAAAGUAAAGCGCCGAGUGCGGGCGAAGCAUGUGUAGGGCUCCGGGUCCCUGUCUGUGCCGCCGCCGCCGCCACCCGCGCCUCCCGCCGCUGGCCCAACCCGGCCCCGGCCCGCGCCCCCGCGCCCCGCCGCCGGCCCCGCCGGCCCCCCGCGCGAGAUGAUGGACGGCCGCCUCCUGGAGCACCCGCAUGCCCAGUUCGGGGGCUCGCUGGGCGGCGUGGUGGGCUUCCCCUACCCGCUGGGCCAUCACCACGUGUACGAGCUGGCGGGACACCAGCUGCAGUCGGCCGCCGCCGCCGCCGCCGCCGCUUCGGUGCCCUUCUCCAUUGACGGCCUGCUCAGCGGCUCGUGCGCCGCCGCCGCCGCUUCGGUGGUCAACCCCACGCCGCUACUGCCGGCGGCCUGCGGGGUAGGCGGCGACAGCCAGCCCUUCAAGCUGUCAGACUCGGGGGACCCAGACAAGGAGAGCCCGGGCUGCAAGCGGCGGCGCACCCGCACCAAUUUCACCGGCUGGCAGCUGGAGGAGCUGGAGAAGGCGUUCAACGAAAGCCACUACCCCGAUGUGUUCAUGCGCGAGGCGCUGGCGCUGCGCCUAGAUUUGGUCGAGUCCCGAGUUCAGGUGUGGUUCCAAAACCGCCGGGCCAAGUGGAGGAAGAAGGAAAACACGAAGAAGGGCCCUGGGCGGCCGGCGCACAACUCGCACCCGACCACGUGCAGCGGCGAGCCCAUGGACCCGGAGGAGAUUGCGCGCAAGGAGCUGGAGAAGAUGGAGAAGAAGAAGCGCAAGCACGAGAAGAAGCUGCUGAAGAGCCAGAGCCGCCAUCUGCACUCGCCGGGGGGCCUGUCCCUGCACAGCGCACCCAGCUCCGACAGCGACAGCGGCGGCGGCGGCCUGUCCCCGGAGCCCCCGGAGCCGCCGCCUCCCGCUGCCGCGGCCAAAGGCCCUAGCGCGCACAUUGCGGGCGCCGCCGGUUCCGCAUCCGCGCCGCCGGGCGAGCCGCCCGCUCCGGGCACCUGUGACCCCGCCUUUUACCCGAGCCAAAGAAGCGGCGCCGGCCCGCAGCUGCGGCUAGGCCGCCCCGCGGACAAGGACGCGGCCCCGUGUGCGCCCGGGGCAGCAGCGGCAGAGCGCGGCGCCGCGGGCCUGCCCAAGGCCAGCCCGUUCAGCGUGGAGAGCCUGCUAUCUGACUCGCCGCCGCGCCGGAAAGCCGCCCCGGCCAACGCCGCGGCCGCGGCCGCUGCCGCCGCCGCCGCUGCAGGGCUGGACUUCACCCCCGGGCUGCCGUGCGCGCCGCGGACCCUCAUCGGCAAGGGCCACUUCCUGCUCUACCCCAUCACGCAACCGCUGGGCUUCCUGGUGCCGCAGGCCGCGCUCAAGGGCGGUGCCGGUCCCGAGCCAGCGCCCAAGGACGCGCCGCCUGCGCCCGCCGCGCCGCCCGCGCCACCUGCUCAGGCCAGCUUCGGGGCCUUCCCGGGGCCCGGCGGAGCUCCUGACUCGGCCUUUGCGCGCCGCAGCCCAGACGCUGUCGCCUCCCCAGGGGCCCCGACCCCGGCGCCUUUCCGGGACCCGGCUGUGGCCGAGGGAGGCAACGGGGACAGCUCGGACGCGGGGGCCGCUUGCCCAGCGGCCCCGCCGCCACCACCACUCCCUCCGUCGCCCGGGCCUGGAACGCGGGCGCCCAGCCCCGCGGGGGAGCCGACCAUUUGCGGUCCCCCCGAGCCAGGCGUCACGGCCGGACCCAGCGCCCUGGAUGGCGAGGAGGUGGACAUGGACUGA
Molecule: messenger RNA, 2234 nt
Organism: Molossus molossus (Pallas's mastiff bat)
Lineage: Eukaryota; Metazoa; Chordata; Mammalia; Chiroptera; Molossidae
Gene: UNCX
Product: UNC homeobox
Exons: 3
Coding region: 615-2234 (539 amino acids)
Biological process (GO): regulation of DNA-templated transcription
Molecular function (GO): DNA-binding transcription factor activity, RNA polymerase II-specific; sequence-specific double-stranded DNA binding
Source: RefSeq, a predicted model, not a curated record